Molecule: messenger RNA, 576 nt
Organism: Schistocerca gregaria
Lineage: Eukaryota; Metazoa; Arthropoda; Insecta; Orthoptera; Acrididae
Exons: 2
Coding region: 1-576 (191 amino acids)
Source: RefSeq, a predicted model, not a curated record
AUGUCCAAAGGACUUUCUAGCGAAGAGAUCUUGGAAAUUCUGUACAAUUCUGGUGUCAGUGACGAAGAAAAUGAAUGGGACAUUGAUAAUGAACUGAAUGAAUAUAUGGAACCUCUUGACAAAUACCAUAUCAUAGCAUCAGAUGAAGCUGAUGAUGUAAUAUCAGAAGACACUACACAUUCAUGUGAACAAGUAGAAGAAGAAGAGGAUGAUGAAGAAGAAGAUGAAGACGAAGACACUGGAGAUUUGUUUGUUUCUAGAAGUGGACUACAAUUUUCUAGUGAACCAACAAAAGGCCAUCUUAUGAGAAUGAAAGAAGGUUUAGUGGUUUCAACUAUAUCAAUCGAGAAGUCAUUUGGUAAGAGACCACAUGGGAGACCGAGGACAACAUGGGCAAAUGAAAUUAACACAAUAUGCGAAGGGAAGGGCGUAAACAAUUGGCUGAAAGCAGCACACAAGAUAGAAGCAUUCGGCGGUUACAUGUUGGAUAGGCACGCGAGCUUCGAGUCCCUUAGAAGACAAGAAGAAGAAAAAGAAGAAGAAGAAGAAGAAGAGGAAGAAGAAGAAACCUGUUGA